AUGGGCGUCCAGAACACGAUCCAUCCGCGGACGUCGUUCCUGGGCACGCUGACCACGGAGAUUGUCGUCUUGUUCGCGCUCGGCGCGGCCGUGGACAUCACGAUCGCGCUCGUGCUCGUGUAUUACCUCCAGAAGGGCAUGAGGGACACGUUCUCCGCGCCAAUGCAGUCCGUCUUCUCGACAGUUAUCCAGUUCACCGUCGCCACGGGACUGGCGACGAGCUUCCUGGCCAUUGCUUGCCUGGUUACCUACCUUGUAUCCCGCCACUCUUUUAUAUACAUCGCACUGCACUUCUCCCUCGGCCGCUUGUACACCAACGCCCUCCUCGCCACCCUGAACUCGCGCCAGAGCAUCCGCAGCAAGCUCAACCAGACGAUCAACUGCGCCAUCCCGACGCCGAGCGCGGUCCUGUCGCUCCCCGUCACCGCCCCGAAAACGCCGGUGGACUCGUACCGGACGAGCCGGCGGCAGGACACCACCGGCACCGCGCUGAGCACGAUUGUGUUCACCCCGGAGCCGUUCGAUCCCGGGGACAGCAUGGGCGAUGACGUUGCCGCGGCUCCGGGGCGAUAG
This is a messenger RNA of Mycena indigotica, 573 nucleotides long. RefSeq names its product ANK-REP-REGION domain-containing protein. Lineage: Eukaryota; Fungi; Basidiomycota; Agaricomycetes; Agaricales; Mycenaceae. Bases 1 to 573 code for a protein of 190 amino acids. The transcript has 6 exons. The record is from RefSeq and is a predicted model, not a curated record.